AUGGAGUUAGGUCGCGGACUGGUCGUGAUCGCAAAAACGCCUGCUACGCCGGUUUUGUUAUCGCAAAGUGACGUAAUUGCUGCAAUUCCUCCUAAAUACCAAGUAUAUAGGAAUGGAUGUGAUAGGACUACAUCGAGCAGAUCACCCGACCAGUGUGAGGUGACAAGACUUUUGCACCAAUUGUGCAGUGGAGACACAUCGGGUACCCGGGUAGAACGUAAAACGGGCAUGAAGAACGCUCAACUGCUUUACGUAAACGGAACGAGUCCACGGUCACAGCCGUCCACGCCGCAACUGCUUCGAAUCCUUGAAGAGACAAUCCAAAAGAAAGUUCCAAAAUCCCUGUUGAAGAAGUCAGGAACUCGCGACGUAGAAAAAUGUCGACUGAGCUUUAAUAUAGGCGAGUCUAUCAGUGACAACCUGUUCCAAUAUAGGACUAAGUUUGUCCAGCACAUGCUCACCAGCCCAAUGUACGCUAACAGCGCUGUCGGGAAACCCUGGGAGAUGAUUGGCAGCGUUUCAGAGCAAAUCAUUGAUGAGCUUUUAUUGAGCUGCGUAAAGGACAUGGAACUGAACGAUUACAUCCUUGCGUUGUACAAGCAAGAAACUUUGUGA
Arctia plantaginis is the source of this 615-nucleotide messenger RNA. The record is from the annotation of a GenBank genome assembly. Lineage: Eukaryota; Metazoa; Arthropoda; Insecta; Lepidoptera; Erebidae.